Molecule: messenger RNA, 1473 nt
Organism: Mycena indigotica
Lineage: Eukaryota; Fungi; Basidiomycota; Agaricomycetes; Agaricales; Mycenaceae
Product: ATP-dependent DNA helicase
Exons: 4
Coding region: 1-1473 (490 amino acids)
Source: RefSeq, a predicted model, not a curated record
AUGUGGAUUGGGGAUGUCCCGUUUCAGCUCAGCAUACUCACCCUUCCAGAGCAACUGCUCGUUUCACUAUAUUUCCCAUCAGCCUACAUUAUCAAAAUCUACCCGAAAAACGUCAAAAGUUCCCCGCAGACUUCUGUAGAAGGGACCGGUGCAACGGUAUCUAACGAAAAACUGCGGGGUAAUGUGUCGACAUUCAAACUCCCUACAUCCGAGAUUGCAGAGAUGGUGGCGGGAAAUCUUGUACCUCAACCGUCAAUGCUCUUAGCAGCCACAAUCGGUGUCACUUUCGUGGGUGCAGGUUCGACUGCUCUGGGUUGCAUGCCCGGUCUCUUUCGAGUUCGACGACAGCGCGUUUUCGAGGCACUCAUGUGGCUCAAAGAAAAUAAUCCUCUAUACAGCGAAGUCAUCAUUUCGCAAGAGAGAUUGAAACAAUUACCUGAGAAUGGAGUACCAGAGGAAAUCAUGCAAUCGGUGCGGUAUUCAGGCGACGUGGACGCGGUUGGGAGAGAGCAUGCCGGAUAUGUCCCAAUGGAGGAGGAAGAAGAAGGGGAACCGGAGGAAUUCAACGAAAGUGAUGAGCUUGCCAUGGGUGAAAUGACUAUCGAAGAACAGGAAGAACUAUCAAGGCGCUAUAAUUCUGACGAGAUCGAGAGUGUCAUCGCUCAGUUGGAUUCAGAUGUUUUGGGAGUCGAAGACGAUGUGGAGGGUCAAGAAAAUAUCGCCGAAUUUACAGAAGAUCGAAAUGUAUUUCCUCUGCAAACACAUGGCGUAAUCGACGUGGGCGGGGAGAAUAUACCUGAUGCAACUUUGUUUGCUCACGCAGUGGAAAACUCCAUUCCCGCCACCUUCGCGCAAGACUACGGGGUGCGGAAAGGGAAUGCUUUUGUAAACGAGUUCGCACGAAGGGACGAAAACGAGGAGCGAUUUGACGGUGGUCCAUCGAAUCCAAAUCACCUCUUGGGAGCGUUUCCCAUGCUUUUCCCGUACGGACGCGGAGGUUUUGAAGUGGAUCGAAAGGUCAAGGUCACCUAUGAAGAGCACGUUAGGUGGGCCCUCCAACACGAGUCGGGCCGAUUCCGGCGCCACACAUCUUUUAUCUUUCAAGUCUUUGGCGUUCUCUGGAAGCGCCAAGUAUGCCGAUCUACCUCUCUCCUGAUCGACCAUGAUGCAUUUGUCGCCAAUCAGGAGGACUUCAUGAAAUUGAGGCCCAAAGACUUGUUAGAAGCCAGCGAAGAAGAGAAUCACAAGGUUACGAUUUCGAAUCCGACCAUCCGACUCUUGCGCCGGUAUAUAUCAACUGUCCGAGCCAAAGUCCCAGGUACAGACGAAAACAGAGUAUCUAUUCGCUCUCAAAUCUGGGGAAUGUCAUUGAAAUUCAAUCCACCAUCGAUUUGGAUGACGAUUAACCUCGCUGAUACAAGCGAUCCAAUCGCACAAGUUCUGGCGGGUGUUGAAAUUGAUUUGGACAAGUAA